AUGGCUUCGCCCGACGGACCUCCCUUGUCCUUGCGACCGUUCCCCGUCGCUGACAAGGCCCCCCGAAACCUCGCCGAGUUCAUCGCGCGCGUCAAUACACAGUCCGGUGGCUUUCGUGAUGUGACAGAGAACAAACUUCAAGAUGAGAUCAAAUCCAAUCAAAUCGUCAAUGGGGCCGACUCCGACCAAGAGGAUGUGGAUAUGUCCGACCUAGGCCACGACGAGGAGCCUGUGAAAGAUGCUGCCGCUGUGCGCAUGGAUGUCUUGAAGAAUAUAGAGAUUGCCGGCAACACCGCUAUGCUAACCCUCGAUUCCCUCUCCCUGCUCUUAUCGAAGCAAAACCCAACCCAGGCUGGCUUGACCCUUUCUCAGCAGCUACGAGAAAUGGUGGGCAUAGGGACCUUGGGUGCCGAUAAACUGGACGAACCAAUAUUGAACGCCAACAAGGAAAAGGAGGAGGAAGAAGUCGCCACUGGGUGGACGCUCAUGCAGAUCAACCAGGCGCGAGAUGCCGCCUACGAGGCUGGCAAGUUCCUGCAACGAGAGGUCGAUGCGGAGACUUCUCCCGAGUUCAAGAACAACGGCCUCGCCCCCAUGAGAAGAGGCGACAGCGGCUCAGUAGAGCUUGACCUCGGACGGCUAGGAGGUGUAUCAGAAGGACUAGUAGUCACAUACGAAAAAGACGGCCAGGUGGUUGGCCGAUCGGUUCCCCGUCGCCGCGCCCAUGACGACACCUCCUUGGAGUCCCGUGUCCUUGAGGCCCGAAACACCAUCUUUUCUCAAGAGCUCUGGCACGAACUGACCCGCGAAGCCCGCACGUUGGCGGCAUACGGCGUCCGACCAGAAGGCUCAACUCUAACCUGCUCCGUGGACGACUCCUCCAAGAUCAUACUCGAACUCCUACCCCUCAAUUCGUGCCCAGUGGCCGACGACUCAUUACCCGACAACGCCAUUGCGGAAGCAAUCUUCAUCUCCCUCCACGUCCUCCUCAGCUACGCCCACCGAUACAACGAACUCAUGAGAAUCCGCCCCAUACCACCGCACAUCUCCCGCUCCCGCGGCCAGCAAGCCUACGCCCUCCUCCGCCCCGUCGUCACCUGCAUGGCAUCCAGCCGCUCCAUCCUCUCAUGCACAACCUACAUCGGCUCCAUCACCAAGGCCCUCCAAAAGUCCGGCCUGCCAGCCUCAUUCACCCUCAGAACAACGCACUUCUCCGUCGCCGACCCCUCAUCUCAGGGACCAAACCAGCUGGCCGCCGCGCAAUCCCUCAUCCGAAACAUCCUCCAGACGAUAGAGUUCAACAUUGCCUUCACCAUCCUCCCCAACGCAUCACUCACCAUCCGCGGCCGCACGUUUCUCUUCCCCGUCACCACGACAUUCUAUCAGGUCGCCCUGCCCCCGUCCUCCACCCUGCAGGGUAUCCCCCCCCCCUACGCAGACGGCUACUCCAGCUCCAAGGCCCUCUUCAGCUACAUCCGCACCACUACCGAGCGUGCCGUAACCCUCCACUUCUUGAACUCCUUAUCCGCGUCCCCGAAUCCACCGCAGUGGAUACAGAGAGGCACGUCUAUCCGCGACCCCGAAGACGAUUCCCGCGCGCUGCAGUUCACGAUUGCAGAGCGGCCCGUCGCGUUGGUGCUGACGAGCAGCUUUUCGAACAAUCCCAAGAGGGAGACCAAGUCAUGGACGUACUCGGCCCAUCUGGACAGCGAGUCCACAAAGCUAGAGGACGUGGUGGCUCGGGAAACAAGCAGGCUUAGGCCUUAG
Metarhizium acridum CQMa 102 is the source of this 1767-nucleotide messenger RNA. Lineage: Eukaryota; Fungi; Ascomycota; Sordariomycetes; Hypocreales; Clavicipitaceae. The record is from RefSeq and is a predicted model, not a curated record.